Molecule: messenger RNA, 770 nt
Organism: Erigeron canadensis
Lineage: Eukaryota; Viridiplantae; Streptophyta; Magnoliopsida; Asterales; Asteraceae
Product: guanine nucleotide-binding protein subunit gamma 2-like
Exons: 4
Coding region: 258-551 (97 amino acids)
Biological process (GO): G protein-coupled receptor signaling pathway
Source: RefSeq, a predicted model, not a curated record
CAAAAAAAUACAAAAAAAUCAAACACAUCCCUGAAAAACCUCUUACAAAAGAUUUUGUUUUUCACCUUUCUUUCCAACCAAAAUUCACCACCACCAUAAAGCCCAACACACCCAUAAAGCUGCCUUUUCUUUCCCUUUUUCCAACUUUUGUUGUUCAACAUAAAGUUGUGAACUUUGGUGUCAUGAGUAUACAAUUUUACUCAUUUGUGAAUCUUUAGGGUUAUUUUUGUUUAUCAUUUUUUGUAAUAGAUACAGAGAUGCAAACAGAGAAAUCUGAGCCAGUAAGAUCGGUGAUAGCAGAUACAAGAGGAAAACAUAGAAUAUCUGCUGAAUUGAAAAGACUUGAACAAGAAACUCGCCAUUUAGAGGAGGAGCUGGACCAGCUUGAGAAAAUGGAAGCAGCCUCCGCUGCAUGCAAGGAAAUAUUAAAUAAUGUGGAAACAAGGCCGGAUCCGUUACUUCCCACGACACAUGGGCCUGCAAACCCAUCAUGGGAUCAAUGGUUCGAGGGACCUAAAGAUAAAUCCGGUUGCAGAUGCUGGAUACUCUAACAAUAAUGUGAAUAAAUUCAUUGGAGUUCACCCAAGGUUCAUGCAUUGCCAUCUCCAUUAUACAAUCUCAAUUACAGAUACAGAGAAGAAUCUUAUUUUCCAGAUCGUCCUUGUGCAGAAAUGUCUAAUUCUUUUUCGUUUGUAGAGAAAAUUAAAAUCUGUGAGAGUUCUCAUUAUUUUUCAUUUUGUUAUCAAAAGAUUUUCAUUUUUUGCAGAUAA